This is a messenger RNA of Pseudopodoces humilis (Tibetan ground-tit), 2163 nucleotides long. NCBI's taxonomy places the organism in Eukaryota, Metazoa, Chordata, Aves, Passeriformes, Paridae. The record is from RefSeq and is a predicted model, not a curated record.
GCUCCGGGCAUUGGUUGGAUCCAGGGAUUGCUUGGUAACAGCUCUCUCCUGGACUCUGAAAGGGCAAAAUCCACCUGUGAUCCCAUUGCUUUGAGCAAGGUUGUUUUCUGGCCUUCCCUUUGGAUAUAACCUCCUGUAAAACCCAUCCAUGAACAAUUCCAGAGUACUCUCUUCUCCUGUUCUGUGACAGCCAGGGAAUCAGCGAGGCCUCUCCACCCUUUGAAUGUUUCCUAGACAAGACUUUUCCAAGCUGGGGAUGUGCUGUGUGUCCUCAGAGUGAUGGACAGAAUCGUGACACGCCUGAAGCUGCAAGUGCCAGAAACAUCAGGAGGAACUUCAUCAAAACUUCACUCCAGUACAGCCUGUGACUCUGGCUGAGGAUCCUUCCAGCUGGAAAACUGCAGGCUUUGAGCAGUGUGAACUCUUAACUUUGGGAAACGCUCCUCAGAAGGACUUAGCUCAUCUCUGGGAAAGGUGUUUUUUGUUUUUUUUGCUGUUUGGUUUUUAAUAUCUAGUACUUUCCAUCAUUUUGGCCGCUCUGUGUGUGCUGUUUUACAGAAGUUUGGGCUGUUUUGUGCAUCUCCAGCUGGAUUCCAGACGCGGGCAGCAGCACUUGGCUUGGGUCAGCUUGGAAUUAACAGCAAGCUCUCUGCUAUGGACAGUGCCAUCACCCUGUGGCAGUUCCUCCUCCAGCUGCUCCAAGAGCCCCAGAACAAGAAUAUCAUCUGCUGGACCUCCAACGACGGGGAAUUCAAGCUGCUGCAGGCAGAGGAGGUGGCCAGGCUCUGGGGGAUCCGCAAGAACAAGCCCAGCAUGAACUAUGAUAAACUCAGCCGGGCGCUGCGCUACUACUACGUGAAGAAUAUCAUUAAGAAGGUGAACGGGAAGAAGUUUGUGUACAAAUUCGUGUCGUACCCAGAGAUCCUGAACAUGGAUCCUCUCGUGGUGGGCCGGAUGGAGGGGGACCCUGAAAUGCCCGGCUUUGGGGAGGUGGCCAGCGCUCCCAAGGACGUGGAAAACUGUGGGAAGGAGAAAUCCCAGUCCUGUGCUAAAUCCUCCAGCCGGAACGACUACAUCCACUCAGGCCUGUACUCCUCCUUCACCCUCAACUCCCUCAACUCCUCCAGCGUGAAGCUCUUCAGGUCCAUCAAGAUCGAGAACCCGGCCGAGAAGCUGACGGAGAAGAAACCUCAGGACCCCACCCCCUCUGUCAUCAAGUUUGUCACCAUGCCCUCCAAAAAGCCUCCUCCCUCUGCCCCCCUGGUCACCAGCGCUUCGGCGGUGGCGGUCACUUCCACGGCUUCUGCCACCCCCACCGUGUCCUCCUCGCUUCCCCUGGGCUCUGAGGAGACUCUGCAGACCCUGGAGACGCUGGUCCUGCCCAAGCUGAGCGUCCCCGAGGCUCCUCCAGCACCUUUGCCAAACUUGAGCACCAGCUUCACCCCGACCCCCCCCAUGUCCUCGGUUUCUCCCGGCCUGCAGGUGCCCUCCACGCCCCCCUCGCCGCCCCUGAGCUCCAACCCCGACCUGGACAUUGACACGGACAUCGAAUCUGUGGCUUCCCAGCAGCUGGAGCAGGCCCAGAGCCUCCAGCACCAAUCCCCAGAGCCCAAAGAGCAGCAGGAUUCAGCUGUGCUGGAGAAGGAAUUUGCCAAUCACCUCUCCAGGUCGAAAAAACCCAAAGGGCUGGAGCUGGCUCCCACUCUGGUCAUCACGGGCAGCGAUCCGAGUCCUCUGGGCAUCCUGAGUCCUUCUCUCCCAACUGCUUCUCUUACUCCAGCACUUUUCUCUCAGACUCCCAUCCUGCUGACUCCCAGCCCUCUGCUCUCCAGCAUCCACUUCUGGAGCACCCUGAGCCCGGUGGCUCCUCUCAGCCCUGCCAGGUUGCAAGGUGCUAACACCCUCUUCCAGUUUCCAUCAGUGCUGAACAGUCACGGCCCAUUUACGCUGUCUGGACUGGAUGGACCCCCCACCCCCGGCCCUUUUUCCCCGGAUCUCCAGAAGACAUAGCACAUGGAAUUCCUAGAAAAGGACAAGCAAGGCAAAGAUAGGACACUUCUCUUCAACCACCUUUUUUUUUUAUUUUAAAAAAACCUGAGCAGUUUGUAAUUCCACAGAGAUUCCCAGCAGUCGUAGUUGUUGCCAUUCCCCAAUCAAAAAAAA